Molecule: messenger RNA, 1234 nt
Organism: Antrostomus carolinensis (chuck-will's-widow)
Lineage: Eukaryota; Metazoa; Chordata; Aves; Caprimulgiformes; Caprimulgidae
Gene: MC5R
Product: melanocortin 5 receptor
Exons: 2
Coding region: 257-1234 (325 amino acids)
Biological process (GO): G protein-coupled receptor signaling pathway
Cellular component (GO): membrane
Molecular function (GO): melanocortin receptor activity
Source: RefSeq, a predicted model, not a curated record
CUUGACUCUAUGGAUUUACUCAUUCCUUUUCCUUUAUUUUUGUCAUCCAUUCCUACCAAGGAGUCCCCGGCCCCAGAUGUGGGGUGAGGAGCGGGGCUGAAACUUCUGCUCUCUGGAGGAAAGGUUGCAGAGACAAUGAAGAGGAAGAACAGCUGAAGGAGCUCUGGCAAAUAGGGUCUUUUGCCUUUUGGAAAAUGCAUUUACCACACUCCUUGGCAAGUCCCUCAGAAAGAACAGAACGUGUUUGCUUCCAGAAAUGAACACAUCCUCUCAACUGUAUGUUUCUGAACUAAACCUGAGUGCCUUUGGCAACAACUUUACUGUGCCUACUGUCAAGAGCAAGUCAUCGCCAUGUGAACAAGUGGUCAUUACUACUGAGGUGUUCCUAACUCUGGGCAUUGUAAGCCUCCUGGAAAAUAUCUUAGUUAUAUGUGCAAUAGUUAAGAACAAGAACUUGCAUUCACCCAUGUAUUUUUUUGUUUGCAGUUUAGCAGUGGCUGACAUGCUGGUUAGCGUGUCUAAUGCUUGGGAGACCAUAACGAUUUACUUAAUAAACAACAGGCAUAUAAUUAUGGAAGAUGCUUUUGUCCGUCAUAUAGACAAUGUCUUUGAUUCAAUGAUCUGCAUAUCUGUGGUGGCUUCCAUGUGCAGUUUGCUGGCUAUAGCAGUAGACAGGUAUAUCACUAUCUUCUAUGCCCUGCGUUACCACAACAUUAUGACAGUGAAAAGAUCAGGGCUUAUUAUUGCAUGCAUCUGGAUCUUUUGCACAGGCUGUGGCAUUAUCUUCAUUCUUUAUUAUGAAUCAACAUAUGUGAUCAUUUGUCUCAUCACUAUGUUUUUUACCAUGUUAUUCCUCAUGGUCUCGCUGUAUAUCCAUAUGUUCCUCCUGGCUCGUACUCACGUGAAGAAAAUAGCUGCUUUACCUGGGUGCAACUCUGUUCGUCAAAGAACCAGCAUGAAAGGAGCCAUCACUCUGACUAUGCUUCUUGGCAUCUUCAUUGUUUGCUGGGCUCCAUUCUUCCUUCAUCUCAUCCUGAUGAUCUCCUGCCCUCAAAACCUCUACUGUGUUUGCUUCAUGUCUCACUUCAACAUGUACCUCAUUCUCAUUAUGUGCAACUCAGUGGUUGAUCCCUUGAUCUAUGCCUUUCGUAGCCAGGAAAUGAGGAAGACCUUCAAAGAGAUAAUUUGUUGCUUUAGCCUGAGAAUGGUCUGUGGGUUAUCAAACAAGUACUAA